Theobroma cacao (cacao) is the source of this 1521-nucleotide messenger RNA. It is a transcript of the gene RBL3, whose product is annotated as RHOMBOID-like protein 3. NCBI's taxonomy places the organism in Eukaryota, Viridiplantae, Streptophyta, Magnoliopsida, Malvales, Malvaceae. Gene Ontology annotation, biological process: proteolysis. Gene Ontology annotation, cellular component: membrane. Gene Ontology annotation, molecular function: serine-type endopeptidase activity. The record is from RefSeq and is a predicted model, not a curated record.
CAAUCAAUGAAGGGUCUUCUCGUACAGGACCCACGGUCUUAGGUACCCGAUUUCCCUGCGAACUGCGGCAGUUAGAAACCUGAAAGCAAAAGAAAAGAAAAAUACGGUGUCCCACUGUCUUCACCAUAGAAGUUAACUUCUCUUUAAACCCCUCACCAACUCCAUCAAAAUCCUAUCUUUUCAAGAAACAAAUAAUCAGGCAAAAGGUUCAGGAUAGAAGAAGCAAGGAGAACCACAACCAGGUUUCUUUUUUGUUUGGUUUGGGGAAGACAGUGAAAAUGCCAGGGGACGACAUAGAGAGCAGGGGAGGAGUGGUGAAGAGAAACCGCAAUAACAGUAAUGCUACAAGCAGCGGCUAUACAUCUUCAUUAACUUACAUGAUAGAGGAUACGGAGACGCAAUGGACAUCGUGGCUGGUACCUAUGUUCGUGGUGGCUAAUAUUGCUGUUUUUGUUGUCGUUAUGUAUGUCAACAAUUGUCCCAAGCAAAGGCAUACGAGGCUUGUCGGCAAGUGUGUGGCGAGGUUUCUUGGUCGGUUUUCUUUUGAGCCUUUGAGAGAGAACCCACUUUUUGGUCCCUCUUCUUCUACAUUGAAGAAGUUGGGAGCUCUUGCGUGGAACAAAGUUGUGCUUAAGCAUCAAGGAUGGAGGCUUGUAACUUGCAUCUGGCUGCAUGCUGGUGUUAUUCAUCUUCUUGCAAACAUGCUGAGCCUGGUCUUCAUUGGUAUACGCCUUGAACAGCAGUUUGGGUUUGUGCGAAUUGGAAUUCUUUAUCUCUUGUCAGGAUUUGGUGGAAGUGUUCUCUCCUCUCUAUUUAUCCAAAACAGCAUCUCUGUUGGUGCCUCUGGUGCUCUUUUUGGACUUCUUGGUGCAAUGCUUUCUGAACUAAUUACAAACUGGACCAUAUACACAAACAAGGCUGCAGCUCUGCUAACUCUUCUGGUUGUUAUUGCCAUUAACCUUGCAAUAGGAAUUUUGCCACAUGUUGAUAAUUUUGCACAUAUUGGUGGGUUUUUGACUGGGUUCCUCCUUGGCUUUGUUCUUCUACCUCGUCCUCAGUGUGGGUGGUUAGAGCGUCGGAAUCUUCCGGCUGGUACUCGUCUGAAAUCCAAGUACAGGCCUUACCAAUAUGUCCUGUGGUUGGUUUCUGUGGUGCUGUUGGUUGUAGGAUUCACUGUUGCAUUGGUAAUGCUCUUUCGUGGAGAAAAUGGAAAUGAUCAUUGCCAUUGGUGUCACUAUCUGAGCUGUGUCCCCACCUCUAGAUGGAAUUGCAAUGAAAACUAGCACUGGAUAAGCUUCACUUUGUCUGGAGAUUUCUUUUUCUACAUACAAUUUGUAAAUGCAUAGUUAUAGCUUAGGGGUGUGAAGUGCUGUGUUUUCUGUAUUUUCCUUUCUUUAGACAUCAGAACACUGCUAUGAUUGUUGGUUUUACAUCUCUUGACAGAAUUAUUUUAUGUACAUGAUGAAGCCUUUCUUACAAACAAAGAAAAGAGAAGAACAGAGCAAACUUAUUCCUUUUCAA